AUGGGUACAGCCGAGACGUCAGGCCAGUGUCUUUGCCCAAAUGGUCAUGGUGCCGCCACGCUCGCUACAGACAGGAAAAACGUCAGGGGCAUAGAACCUCAACUGCAACACGUCCACGAUCUUCCUCGUCGCCAGACCUUUGGUUUUUACGAUGGAAGCGAUCCCCAAGACUGCAUCAACAACUGUCGCGAAAGCUUCUUUAGCCUGCUGCUCGACACGCCCCCGUCUGAGGACGACAGCACCGAUACCACACCUUCAGAGGUCUGCUCGCUUCUCUCGGCCGACGGUAUCAGCGACAUCCUCUGGCAACUCUACUGGUGCGACUCGGCCUUUUGCGGCGUCUGGAUAGAGGCCGGCACCUCUGGACAGGAUCCCAACGUCGACCGCCUCAUAAAUCAGUGUCAAAACAUCGGCUACUCGUCCGUGUACGAUCCAGGAUCGCCGGCAUCCGACUAUUCCUGUAGCAGCCUGCUCAUGGCUGUUUCAGCUGGCAACCCAUGUUGGAACACGGUCGAAGUAUCCGCAACAAGCACAUCGGACAGCAGUAUUCUCACAUCCCCGGCAGCGGCAAUGGCCCCCAGUCUCAUUACUGGCGAGCUUCCGACACCGCUUAUCUCGCCAGCACGCUCACGCAAUUCUGCCGCAUCUUCAGCACGGCCGUCGUCUUUGAAUGGCGGGGUUGGUACUUUUGCCACUGCUGCAUAUGGAGCCUAUGGCGGAGGCUCGUCCACCGCUGAGACUUGGCCGUCCCAUCCGCCGCGUGACCAUCGACGCGGCCGCAGCAGAUUCCUGCCAGCAAGGCUUUUUCGCAGAGACAUCAGACGGGGCACAUCACCACCACUGACAUCUCUGUCGCCACCACCAAGUCCAACAACCGGCGGUGGUGGUGGUGGAGCCGGGGGCUUCUAUGGCUACACUGACACGUCCAUCCCUUACUAUUUUCCCAGUUCGCCCAGCUGUGCUCCCACAACAAACAGACUCGAGCCACGCCGUGAGGCGAAGCCAAUGCCCAGAGCCGCCAGACUCAACUUGAGAGAAAUGAGGCAGAAGCAGCAGCAGCAGCAACAAGAAGAAGAAGAACAGAAAAGCCACGACAUCCUCCACAGCUCCCGCCGAGCCGCACCGCCUCCUCCUCCCAGCUCUCUCAUCUCUCUCUCGCUCUCCCUGCCAUCCGUGGCAGCUUUGGUGUCUAAAGAUGAUGGAUCCUCGUUUGUCAACAGUGGCAGGAUACCCUCAAAGAUCGGUGCAGGCGCUGCUGUGCAGUCCUGCUCUCCGUCUACUCCAAUUUCUCCAGCGGCGUCAUCGAGCAUCUACGGCCAUGCACUGACUACCGACGCCGUCGACCCCAUGGUUGUACUGCCUACAGUUGUCUCUCCAUACUACAGUGACGGAGGUGGUCCAGCGUCUGUGUCGCCGGCGUCGGCCCUGUCUGCUCGCAACUUCUCUUCCGGUGUGCCAUCGCCACCGUCAGCACCACUGCCGUCCCGUCCUCUCUUUCCUCCCAUGAGCCCGAGCCGGCCGUCACGGCCUCACGAUACACCACUCGAGAUUCCUGACCUCAUCAUGCCAAGAACGCCACCACCAGUUGGCCCCUUUUAUACCAAAACAGCCAGAGUAUCGACCUCGUCGCCUUUCUUCUCGUCCACAGCCUCGCAGAGCGGAGGCAGAGACCGAACCCGGGAUAGCAGAGGUGACAGUGACAGCGACAUUCGUUUCUCUCUCUGUGCACCUCCCGAUCGUGCUCUGCCACCACUGCCUUUGCAAUCACCUCCGACCUCGCCACCGAAACAGCCGAGAGACUCCAGUGUAAUGCUGACACGGGAUGGUGAUCCGAACGACGAGGCAUGGGCCAGUCAGAAAUACCGGCCGGUUAAUACGUCCACAGAGCUGCCAGAAAGUGGCAGCGCCUCGACAGCUGCUGCCGACGGUGUCACGUUCACGUCGUCCUUCUCAUCGGCAGCAACUGCGUCCACGACAAAGUCUACGGGGGUUUUGGGCUAUCCAAGCGAAGUGCUAUCCACGCCGUCGUCUCCAGCGUCCGUAUACUCGACAGUCACAGACAGCUCGAGUCGGACCGUCCGGAAGGCCAUUGACACUCACAGCCGGAUGGCUUUAUACGCACCCUCUACAUCAUCCGAGAUACCAGAGAGCUAA
Grosmannia clavigera kw1407 is the source of this 2154-nucleotide messenger RNA. RefSeq lists its product as uncharacterized. Lineage: Eukaryota; Fungi; Ascomycota; Sordariomycetes; Ophiostomatales; Ophiostomataceae. The record is from RefSeq and is a predicted model, not a curated record. The transcript has 4 exons. The coding region runs from base 1 to 2154 and encodes 717 amino acids.